AUGUCCUGGCAGUCCCGGGAAGCUGAAGAGGGUCGCUGCAGAAUUCCAGCAGAUUUGGCACCUUUAAGGGGAUUUGAGGGUAACCUGUGCAGUGCUGGACGUGGGGUUCAGCGUGGAAGAAGCUGCCGUGCUGAGGCUCCAGGUGCUGCCUUGGCAGAUGCUCUUUGGCAGCUGUUGGUGAGACAUCUGUGCCGGGACGGGGAAGAACUUCCUGAGGUGAAGCCAUCCCUUCCAGCAGGAGGUGACCGUGGGUGGAGAAGGGGACCUGGCACAAACCCCUCCGUCUGUGACUCCACCACCAUGGCCCGGCCGUGGCUCCAUCUCUGCAUCUGCCUCCAGAUCCCAGGCUUCUGUAGAAACUUACUCUUACCCCAAACUCCAGAGCAUAUUUUAGCCCAAACUAACAAUAAAACAGAAAUCCUCUGUGAGCUGAAGAAGGAACACACCGGGCUGUACUGGUACCGCUGGAGCCAGGAGAGGCAAAUCUUUGAGUUCCUGGUGUUUUCCAACGCAUUGGGCAAAACCACAUAUGGUGCAAACAUCAGCCAAAACAAGUUUAGUGUCCAUAGGGCGAGUGUCCACAACUCCUACAGCCUGCACAUCAGCCACCUCCAUGCCUUGGACAAUGGCAUCUAUUACUGCUCCGUCUCCCAGUCCUCCCAACUCUUCCUGGGCAGUGGGACACAGCUCAGUGUGGUUGAUGUUUUGCCUCUGCCUUCAAAGACCACUCAGGCACCGGUCUCCAAAAAGCCCGUACGGUGCAUAACCAAAUGCAAAGCUGCCAGCAAGAAAGGUCCCUGCAGCCCCCUGAUCUGGAUCCCUCUGGCCGCUGGUGCCCUGCUCCUCCUCCUGACCCUGAUCUCCAUCGCCCACCGUCUCUACCGUCUGCGACGAAGGCUGUGGCUUCGCAUCCACCGGCAGUAAAUCGCAGCGGCUCCCCCUGCCUUGGACAGGCAGGGAGAAGCUACAGACCCUCCCCUGCACGAUGCUGAGCACUGCCUGGACAUGACCCAGAAAGAACAUUACAGGGGACAGACAUGGGCUUGUACCACAAAAGAGACACUUCUUUCCUGCAGCAGACCAUGACUUUAACGUUUUCAUCGGCACAACGUCUGGUGAAAGGACCUGUCUGGAUUCUUCAGCAUCCUGAGCACUUUUCACAGGGGACUGAGCAGGGCAAAUGGCAUAACUGGGUCUGCAUAGGGGGACGGGGGCUGGUGUACCAAAGGGAUUCAGAUGGGCUGGGAAGGUACUGUGAGCUUUUGGGUUGCUCCCGCUAGUGCUGAUUGAUAAGACUUUGGUAACGAACUCUUUGAGAGCAUCCGGCAGGGAUGGGGCAGGGGCAGGGCCCUGCAUAGAUUGU
Molecule: messenger RNA, 1363 nt
Organism: Pipra filicauda (Wire-tailed manakin)
Lineage: Eukaryota; Metazoa; Chordata; Aves; Passeriformes; Pipridae
Gene: CD8B
Product: CD8b molecule
Exons: 6
Coding region: 1-924 (307 amino acids)
Biological process (GO): regulation of immune response
Cellular component (GO): cell surface
Molecular function (GO): MHC class I protein binding; coreceptor activity
Source: RefSeq, a predicted model, not a curated record